CUUCCAACAUGCGGUCGCAGUUAUGGACUCUGGUGAACUCAGGUGAACUGCGGUAUAUAGCACGUGGAGAUUCUAAGAAAUAGGAAUGUAUUGUUUUAAUUAUUGAAAAAGGGACAAGAAAAACUUGAAAGUAUUGUUUUUAGACGUAAAUAUUCCGGUGAAAUGGAUUAUUUGAAUCUUUUUAAUGCAAACGCUACAUUUAAAAGAAAAAUACUGCCAGGACCAACGAGUCGAAGGCAGUUACCAAACGAUAUGUCGUUAUUAGAUGCAAAAUUAAACGUGAAUAUAAAGCAUAUAGAGAGCGGAACAGAUUAUGUAAAGGAAUAUGUACAAAAAGAGGAAGAUGAACUUUUGGAGUCAGCAAGCUACUAUAAUGCAAAUAAUCAGAACAACCUAGAACUUAUAUCACAAGGUACAGCAGCUGUGCAAGAUACAAAUAUUGAAGAAACAAUGAAGAUUUAUUCCACUUAUGAUUUUGCUUACCGCCCAAAGCCUGGUUUAACAAUUAAUGCUAAUAAAAAUCAAAUAACAUCUAUGAUUGAUACAAAUUCAGUAGUAGUGAUUCAAGGUCCAACAGGUUGUGGUAAAACUACACAGGUGCCACAAUUUAUUCUAGAUUCCUGUUAUAAAAAGAAGCUUCACUGCAACAUUAUAGUCACACAGCCUAGAAGACUUGCUGCUAUAAGCAUUGCAAAACGUGUUAGUCAGGAAAGAGACUGGCCAGUAGGCAGUCUUGUUGGAUAUCAAGUGGGAUUGAUAAAUCAUACCAGUAAAGAUACACGUUUGACAUAUUGUACUACUGGUGUUCUUCUACAUAAAUUAAUAAAUGCAAAAAAUAUGUUAGAAUAUACCCAUGUGAUACUUGAUGAAGUUCAUGAAAGAGAUCAAGAUAUGGAUUUUCUACUGCUUCUUGUUCGAAAAUUAUUACGCACGAAUUCACGUUCGGUGAAAGUAAUUCUAAUGUCUGCCACAUUUGAAGUAGACAGAUUUGCCAAAUAUUUUUCCUCACCUGUUGGAAACAAACUUGCAUCUGCACCUAUUGUUGAUAUCGCUAAGAAAAGUUAUUUUAAUAUUACUUCUUAUUACCUUUGCCAGAUGGAUGGAUUAGGGCUGUUGCCUCAAGUUUCUGCUACUGAACCAAGUGUUUCGAUCAAAAUGUUGGAAUUUUGUGUUAAUCUAAUAAAAGUUCUUGACGACGUGGAUCUGAAAGCUGAUGAUGCGAAUUAUGAUCCAGAAACAAAUACUUAUGAAAGACACGUGAUCCUGAUAUUUUUACCAGGUAUCCACGAAAUCGAAGAGAUGCAUAAUAUAUUAUCACUGCCGAAACAUGAAAAAGCUAAAUGGGAUAUAGUAAUAUUGCAUUCAUCGAUUACAAAUGAAGAACAGCAACGAAUUUUUAUAAAACCUCCUCGUGGUUACCGUCGUAUUAUUUUAUCUACAAACAUUGCUGAGAGUAGUGUUACAGUGCCUGAUGUAAAAUAUGUAAUCGAUUUCUGUUUAACGAAACAACUUAUCAUCGAUCCAAAAACGAAUUUUCAAUGCUUAGAAUUAAAAUGGGCAAGCAAGGUAAAUUGUGAACAGAGAGCGGGUCGUACAGGUCGAGUAAUGGAUGGAAGAGUAUACAGAUUGGUACCAGAAGCAUUUUAUGAAACCGUAUUGCCCCGAGAAGCGUCUCCCGAAAUGUUACGUUCACCGUUGGAAUCUUUAGUCCUAAAAGCGAAGUUGUUAGAUAUGGGAGAACCCAAAGCAAUUUUAGCGCUUUCUCUUGAUCCACCCGAUCUUAGUAAUUUAGAAAGGACAAUAUUACUAUUGAAAGAAGCAGGCGCAUUGCUUAACAAAGUCGACGAAAUUCAACACCUUGAUGGAGAACUAACAGAUCUUGGUCGAAUCAUGGCGAAUUUGCCAGUGAACAUUAAUCUGGCAAAAUUAAUGAUGUUGGGUCAUGUCUUCAGCGUUUUGAAAGAUACGAUCAUUAUUGCAGCUAGUCUAACUGUAAAAGAUCUAUUUAGCAGUCCCUUUCAACAGAAAUUACUGGCAUACGACGCUAGACUCAAUUGGUCUGCUAAUUCUUGCAGCGAUUGCGUCGCAUUUAUGACUGUUUAUAAAGUAUGGAUCAGCGAAAAAGCAAAUCGUCGAAUAAACAACGAUGCCGCGGAAAAGAAAUGGGCAUGGAGAAAUUUUGUACAGAUAAGAGUAUUGCGUGAAGUCAAAGCGCUUGUUACAGAAUUAACUAUGAGAUUAGAAAAGAUGGGAAUCCAAGAAAGCGUCGGACUCAACAAAGUUGUUUGGAAAGAAACAGAAAAGCCGUUCGUUUUGAAGAUUGCAAUUGCUGGUGCAUUUUAUCCGAACUAUUUUCUAAAACAUAAUCCUGAGGGACAGUUAAGCGAAUAUAAUGGAACAAAAAUGUUAGGUGGUUUAGAUCCAUCGAAAACGGUAUAUUUACAAGGUUGGCCAUUAAGACAACCUGGGCUUUUAUAUGCUCGUAGAAUUCAAAGUAUAUUCGCAGAUAACUUAGUGACCUCUGCUGAAAAGAUCAGGGUAUCUUUUGAUUCAUCCAGUCGAGUAUAUGUUCAAUUUGUUAAUGAUGAAGUGGCUAAAACUCCUCAAUACAACAUGACAAAGAGAAUAUCUCCUUUUGUUUACAAAGCUGUCAGAAUGAGGCAGUGUAAUAUUCCUAUAGAAAUACCUGUUUUAUACGAGGAUGUAGCCGAGCAACAAGCUGAAGAAAUGAACUUAGUUAGAAAAUCAUAUUUUACAUGUGAAAAUUUUGUCAAAGAUAAAAAUAAACCAGUAUUGCCGAGUAUACGAGUAUCUCGUAUUCCAAUAGUGAUGCAGCAUGUAAAGGAUCCUGGUCGUUUCUGGGUACAGAUGUAUGAUUCUUCGAUAAAGUAUAAACUAAAUGCUAUAAACUCAACAAUCUACAAAAAGCAUAAUUUAGAAACACUCACAGAAGCCCCAGAAACCGGCACGAUUGUGAUUGCACCAUAUGAACAAAAUAAUUGCAAAUCAUAUUUUCGGGCGGUAGUUGAAGGACAUGUAACAUCACCAGAAAUACUGGUCCAAUUAUUUUUCAUUGAUUAUGGUUACUCGAGUGAAUGUCGAUUAUGUGAUUUGAGACGUCUAAGAGACAAUAGCGACAUCGCUGAUAUUCCAGCACUGGCCAUGGAAUGUGUGUUAACCCAAGUUCGGCCAUCCAUAGCGCGUACUUUAAGUGACGAGUGGUCAGAAGCUGCAUCGAGUCUCUUCUGGGUAUUAGUUAACAAACCAGGUCGACUACAUGGUAACAUUUAUUCCAUUGUUAAUUGCGUUAUUUCAUUGGAACUUAUACAUGUGAACGAAAAAGAAGAAGAAACUAAUAUCAAUCAGUGUCUCAUUGACAAGGGAUUUGCAAUAAGAAAAGAAGAAGACUACUUUUCACGUUUCAAUCAUAAUCUAAGAAUUCAACACGAAGAUAUGGUGGACCAACAAUGUUAUCACUAUGAAAAAUUACAAUACGAUCAAGAUUUCAUGCCAUCGAUUUAUCCGGAACCACCUUCAUUUAAUGAUUGUCAUUCAACGGUGGCUUUACGGGGUCCAUUUUCACCCCUAGAAAUUGAAUUAACUCAUCUUACUAUGGCUGGUAGAAAUAAAAGGAUAAAGAUGGCUGUAAAUUCUGUAAAUUCUGUUCUUUUGGACACUGAUCCGGAGGAUGUCUUUCAGCGACUUUUAGUGGCUGGGUCUGUGUCACAAAAUGCAAGUGGCACUAAUUUGACAUUGUUUAAUACAACACUGAUGCCACGACUUCCUGGAUUGACUGCUCUGAUGGUAUUAAUUUUCACACCGUACAUGGAAUUGCGACGAAACAGUUUCGGAACUUACUACAUUGGUGCAUUAUGCGGAUUAGGGUCUGAACCAAAUACCAAGAGAAGUAUUUUUCCAGAACACGAUAUAGAGCUUCAAUUUGAUGCUGAAAUUACCAUUGAUGAUCUACAACUUAUAAAUAGACUGCGUCAUUGGAUGAACAUUGGAAUACAAAUUAACCAGCAUCAUGAAAGCAGUGAUAAUAUGGAAGAAAUGAUUAUCUGUCAAAACAGAAUUAAAGAUGCAUUACUGAAAUUAAUUGAGAAACAAAGGAAACCACGAACUUCCGAAUUAAUCAAUCAUUUUGAUAAAUGGAACUUGUACGACGAAUCUCUGCUUCUUCAACCUAGUAAGCAAUAUAUGGUCAAGAAUAACAUUUAUAGAUUACAUAGUGCAUUGGACUUGGAAGAAACGAAUGAACUACAAGAACUUACGGAACACGUGAAACAUUUACGAUCAUUAACAAUUGAGGAUCCCAGAAAGCCUGAAAAUACUGAAAUUUGUUGUAAAUUAUGCAAAGUUACGAUAGUUGACAUUUUUGAUCUUCGUGGACAUUUGUACUCUAAGAAACACAGACAGAACGAGGAAACGUUAGGAAUUAAAGUUUAAAUCAUAACAUAAAGGCAAAGAACAUCUAGUGUAAUGUUGGAGGAAAGUAUUAGUAUUAUUAUUAUUAACUGACAGUUACUUUAUACAAUUGACCGAUAUUAAGAAACACUAGGUAAAUAAGAGUGAUAUUUAAUUUUGUUUACAUAUUUUUGUUGUUCGUGAGAAUUUACGUGAACUUUAGUUUCCUAUUAAGUGACAUUGUCAUUUAAACUAGCUUUAUAAAAUCAUUGGUGGUAUAU
This is a messenger RNA of Osmia lignaria (orchard mason bee), 4688 nucleotides long. RefSeq names its product tudor domain containing 9 protein spindle E (gene spn-E). Gene Ontology annotation, cellular component: intracellular anatomical structure. The record is from RefSeq and is a predicted model, not a curated record. NCBI's taxonomy places the organism in Eukaryota, Metazoa, Arthropoda, Insecta, Hymenoptera, Megachilidae. Gene Ontology annotation, molecular function: helicase activity; ATP binding; RNA binding.